CACCUGUGGACACUCAGUUUUUAGAGUUAUUUAUAAAUUUAUAAAUUAUAGGCAUUUUAUUACUUUAAUGUCUUAUAUCCUUAAUUUUACACAGUGCCAAUGAAGCCAUCAAACUAAGUAAAAUCAAUCUGUGAAAGUUUUCACAAAUCAAGAUGAGAGUGGUUUCACUCUUCUAGACAACUUAUAGAGAUAUUUGCAUUAUAAAAUAAGGAGUCACAAUGUUAAAACCACUGACUGCGGAGCGGAGGAAUGAUGUCACUUGAAUUCAACAUUAUUUACAUGUACGACAGCGCACAGCAGAUUUAUAGCCAAUCGAAGUCUGAAUUUCAAACUGCAAACUAUCUUUCUUGCAGUCACAGAGAGUAGGUUAGUGAGGACAAAUAGGCAAAGAAAGAAAGAAAGAAAGAAAGAAAAAAGUGAAAGGAGUAUAGGAACUAGGGAGAAAAAAAGAAAGAAAUAGCAAUAAUAUUCAAACUAUGUACCCCAUGGAUACAACAGCCCUAAAUCUCAGGAGACCUGAGCCACGUGAUGGGUUUGCUAUGUCAAACAGCUUCGUCUUUGAAAAUAAAGGGGAUCCUACUACUGGACAGACGCAUUGUGUCGCCCGUUUACUAAUUCUCCCCUUCAAUUUUUCUUUUAUGCUCAGAUCUCUUAAACAUUAUGUUGUAUACUUUCGUUGUGCUUCUUAUUCUCUCGUCUACUCUUGAUUUGUCAAAGCAGGAUGUGAUUGAUAAUAUACUUAUGAGUUUAUCUAAGGGAAUUACAUACUUUGAUGAGCAGGGCAGACACAUCAACCUGGAUGGUGUUGUUGGAUACACAAUACUUCAAGCGCAGCUGCAGGAGGCGACACGAACUUGGCCGCACUCAGAUUUUUUGAGUCUUUCUCAGCGCUCAGCUGCAGUUUCUAUGUUGAAGCGACUAAACAGAAGCAUGUCCACUGCUCUCUAUGCUCUUCAGGAUACAGAUCCCAAAUACUUCAAAGAGUUUGAGCCCAUAUUGGACAGCUCAUUUUGGUCACUGCCUGCAGAAUGGAGCUCCACAGACCCCUCAUUGGCUUAUACCUCAGUGAGGACUAUGGAGUGCUAUGAUGAGUAUCUGAGUGACAAGUGCAUGACUCUCCUUCUUGGAACAUGGAAAGACAAUGGAACCCCAUGUAUCGUCACUCAGUCCUGUAGAGACACAAUGACGCAGUUUGGAUGUCCACACUAUUCCCUGUCCCACCAGCUACUCUACUUCAUGAUAGGAAAAAUGAAAGGGUGCUCCAGAAUGCUCAAGGGGGACAUGAGAUUGUCUCGUGUCAACAUUACUGUGGAACACUACCAGAGAAUCUUCUGCUCCAACAUGAUGAAGAGCAACCAGGAUAUUUUCAGGAAUGGUCUUCCUGGUCAAAUGCAAGACAUCUUUAUAGAAAACAUUCUUUUAUGUGGUUUAGUGGGAUUCUCAGACUUCUAUAAAUUGGACUGGUUACAGUCUAUUGUAACAUGGCAAGAUCAAGAAGUAGGUUGUUUUGGCAAAGAAGAGGACAUCUCCCAGGUCUUUGAGGAAUUUUUGGAUGUACCCCACAAACGGGUGAAAAGAAGGGAAAAAACACUUAAAGAUGGCUGCUCAAGUCAUAUGACAGGAGUUGCAGUGAGUGCAUUAGGAGGUUUUCUCAACUACUACCUUUCAGAGCAGGACAUAACGAAGAGGCCCUUAAUCUAAAGCCCAUGCUCAGUGGUACAAUAGGUCUCAAAACCUGCCUUCUUACCAGGCUUUUUAGUUGAAUCUUGUAUAUAAUUCUUUCAUAUAUUAUGUAUUCUCUGUAAAGGAGUGG
Molecule: messenger RNA, 1813 nt
Organism: Myxocyprinus asiaticus (Chinese sucker)
Lineage: Eukaryota; Metazoa; Chordata; Actinopteri; Cypriniformes; Catostomidae
Product: UPF0764 protein C16orf89 homolog
Exons: 8
Coding region: 661-1701 (346 amino acids)
Cellular component (GO): cytosol; membrane
Source: RefSeq, a predicted model, not a curated record